GACACUCUCAACGAAAUGGGAUUUGGUGAAACAAAUAAAUGUCGAAUCUGACUCGAAGAACAACUCUCGGUUGUCGUGGAUCCUAUUGGAACCACUCAUGAAUCCGGGUCGGAUCCUCCGAAGGUGGUCAACUCAGGGUCAGGGUCAGGGUCAAUAAAACCGCCGUCCCCACCACUGUAAAUGGGAAUCGUACCUCACCCAUUAACAGGACUUGAGAGGACAGAUAAGCAACCUCCCCAGACCAACUCCUCAACCCCAUCAACCCAAUGGAUCUGCACACUUUUCGAUCUCCCAUUGGCCAGCCCCACCCAAAAGUCAAACCAACCCACCAUCCGACCAAUCCCCUGCUUCCAAGUCAGCGAUCCAGCCUUCUCCCUCGACCACACACGUACACAUGCUUUUUCCUUGGGGGCCAUCGCUCACGAGAAGGGAGCCUCACACAGAGCCCAGACAGAGAGAGAGAGAGAGAGAGAGACUGUACGUGUGUGUUUGAGUUUCAGUGUGUUUGUUUUUUGACAUUCUCUCGUCACCACCUUCCCCAUGUACAACAAAAAGAAACAGACACACAAGUAUUACCAUGUGGUCCUAAUUCCCUCACUCACACACUAAAACUUCUCUCCUUUUGUCACCUUUUUUUGCCAACUAUAAUUCACUGAAUCAGUCCCACCCAACAAACCCAGAAGCCGAUUAAUAUCUUUCCUUCCUUCCUUUUGACAAUUCUUCUUCUGGGGUGCCAUGAAUCAGGGUAAGGUUGAUGGGAUUUUUCCCCAGAAGAUGGAAAAGGGGCAGCAGCAGCAGAAGGUGGUGAAGAAGGAGGCAGGGGAGGAGUCUGAUGAGGAUUUGAUGGAGAGCAGUGCUGUGGAGGAAGAGAAGAAGAGGAAAGGGGUUGUGGGGAGUGGAAAGAGGUGUUGCCAAGCUGAGAAGUGCAAGGCGGAUCUGACAGAGGCUAAGCCUUACCACAGGAGGCAUAAGGUGUGUGAGUAUCAUGCCAAGGAGCAGGUUGUGGUUGUCGGUGGGAUGAGGCAGAGGUUUUGUCAGCAAUGCAGCAGGUUGGGGAGAUUUCAUGAGGUGUCGGAAUUUGAUGACACGAAGAGGAGUUGCCGGAGGCGUUUGGCUGGACAUAACGAACGGCGAAGGAAGAACUCUGCUGAGUCUCAUGCAGAAGGCUCAAGCCGCAAGGGAACAGGCAGUACACAUCAGUUGAAGGAUAUUGUUUGUGGGCAGGUUGAUGAUAGGGGAAGAAUUCAGAUAACCAUCCAUGAGAACUCCACUUACAAGCAUUUCCAGAUCAGAUGAGAUUUCAAGCUAGUAUGCUCUCUCUCUUCUGUCAUAGGAUGUAAUGAGAGUUACAGCCUUGCUUUGUAUCACCUAUUUAUUGCAAAUUUCAUUUAGGUCAAUUCUAAUCCCACCUCCAUUUAAUGGGUUGGAAUUGCUAGUUACAAACUAGUAUGUGGCUAAGUCUUUAACUUUGUUUCUGAUUUGCAUGUACUUCCUUGCCUCUUGAUUGGGCAUUAUCUUAUUUAUUUUCUCCUACUUGCUUUUCA
Messenger RNA from Corylus avellana, 1544 nucleotides. RefSeq names its product squamosa promoter-binding-like protein 4. Gene Ontology annotation, cellular component: nucleus. Gene Ontology annotation, molecular function: DNA binding. The record is from RefSeq and is a predicted model, not a curated record. NCBI's taxonomy places the organism in Eukaryota, Viridiplantae, Streptophyta, Magnoliopsida, Fagales, Betulaceae.